AUGGAUUUCGAAUUUCAAGAAUCCGAUGUAGUUUUCAACGAUCAAGAUCAAGCAACCCUGGAUCGGAGUAGCGACGAGGACGAACGGGACUACUACAGUUUCCGCAAUACAAUGGUGGUGCCGAUUCUCGACAACUCGUGGACGCAUGGCAAGUCGAAAAUUAGGAAGGUCAAAAAGAAGAGGAUGACGAAUUCGCCGCCAGUCGAUAUCCCGGAAACUUUCAUCCAGCCCCCUGAACCUGGCUAUGCGUUUGAGGAGGGGGACGACGAAGGGGAGGUCGUGCCUCCACACUUGAUCGUCGAGCGGCGCGUGGCCGCGAGGAUGGCGUCCUCGGUGUGCUUCAGCAAUGGGAGGACGCUUAAGGGGAGAUAUUUGAGAGAAGUACGGAAUUCAAUUCUUAGAAUGACCGGCUUUCUGGAGUCAUGA
Rhodamnia argentea is the source of this 426-nucleotide messenger RNA. RefSeq lists its product as uncharacterized. The coding region runs from base 1 to 426 and encodes 141 amino acids. The record is from RefSeq and is a predicted model, not a curated record. NCBI's taxonomy places the organism in Eukaryota, Viridiplantae, Streptophyta, Magnoliopsida, Myrtales, Myrtaceae. The transcript has a single exon.